UUUUUGCAAAGUCUUGGUCAAUUUAAGGACAUCUUACAUUUUUCGCUAGAUUUGGCCGCUCCGUCUCGUAGCUUACGCCGUGAACACAACGCGGUGAACAAGCCUCAACCAGAAUACCGCGCAUUUUGGAUUUUGAUUACAUACCUAUUAUAAUUUUGAUGGAAGACUACGUGCCGAAUUCUCGAAGACUACUUGUUUUUAUUUGCUAUGUUGUGUAAUUAGUGUAGUUUGUUGCCAUCACUUGCUUCUGGCAAAUGGAUACGUCCAUUGAACUUGAUGGUGUUUUGACUCGAGCCUGUACAAAGCAUCUGAUUUUCUCAUUUAUAAAAUAUCUUCUCUACCAAAGAGGGCAGAUACCAUUCCAGUUUGAUUCGUUGAGAAAAUAUGCUGGGAGAGCAGCUAAUGAAGUGGAGCCUGACUUGAAUUUACUUCAUGAACUGAAAGAUGAAGAUUGGUGUAGUGAUGCAGAAGGGGUCCGACGUCACCAGCAGCUGUUGCGCCAGAAUCUUAUGCAAGCAAGGCAUGCCAGGAGAAGACUGAAAAGAGAUGAGAGACUUCAAAAAAGGAUAAAGAUGUUUCUAACCAAAUAUGAUGAGUGUGAUCAGCAACUGUCUGACGCGCUGGACAGCUGCAGCUGGCCGGACGGAGUUCGCGUAGCGCUGCUGCUCGGCAGCUCGGCCGUCAGCCCCAAGGAGGUGUACGUGCUGCAUUUCCCGGCCAUAGCGGCGCAGUUCGACAGACAUCCGCGCUGCCUGCAGCACCAGAGGGGCGCUCGGCAACUCUUUAGGACACUGGUGACGUGCUCACCGCUGCUGGAGCUCACCUCUCGCCAGCUGGCGCCCACUAACCUGCACGUGCUGCUGCGCACGGCGCCGGGCGGCGGCAGCGACACGCCGCUGGUGCCGCGGCCGGCGCAGACGUUCCGCCGCGGCACCGUCAUCCACAUCCGUCUGCAGCACGGCGUGCGCGCGCUGGCCGAGAGUGUGCCGCCGUCACCGGUGGCCGUGUCGCCGUGCUGCGGCCGCGCCGCGCCGCGCCGCCUCCAGGCCUGCUGCGCCCAGUUCGCCGCCGAGAUGGGCCUCUCGCUGCUGGACGCCUCGCUGUCGCCCGCGCCGCCGGUGAACGGACUGGGACGCCUCACAGAGGUGGGUGCCGGCCGCUGGCCGCCCGAGUCGCCCGACCAGUCCCGGGGCGACUCGUGCUCGACCUCGUCCGGCGGCUGCUCUUCGGCCGGCGGCGAGCUGUCCUACGCGGCUCCGUGUGACUGGGCGGCGGGAGCCGGGUCGGAGGACGGCCCGGAGCCGGAGCCGGAGCCGAUCUGGUGUCAGAUCCCGGUGACACUGAGGGGGUUCCGUACGCCGGCCGGCGCCGCCGCCGCCCCGACCGACUGGCUGGCUACUACCGAGUAGCUGAAAUGCGGCCGGCCGCCGCGGUCCCCGAGAUUAUGUCGUGACAAGGGAGAUUCGUUGAUAGCUGCGAGUGGGGGUGUGACGGUGAAAGUCAGCUUUGCUAGUAUUUGGUUAAGGUGUCUUGUCCCGGUUAGACAGUUCAGCUACCCAUAAUCGUGCAUUGUGCAUGCUUUAUUCAUUCUAAAUUGACGAUUGUUUUUUAGUAUCUCGGUGACCGUUCAUGAAUUAAUCAUCAAUAAUAUUGUGUUUUUAAUAAUUGUGCUAGGAAGUAUCUUUGUUUUAGCUAAUAAUAAGCUCUUUCGAAGAUUUUUGCAAUCGAUUUUGGCCUUUAUCUUUUUAUAAACAAGAAGAAUGGCGGUAAAUCAGAAAAAAGACGGUGAGAUCACAAAAUAUAUCAAUCAUUGUAGCACA
This is a messenger RNA of Amphibalanus amphitrite, 1820 nucleotides long. RefSeq lists its product as uncharacterized. Gene Ontology annotation, cellular component: nucleus. The record is from RefSeq and is a predicted model, not a curated record. The coding region runs from base 255 to 1409 and encodes 384 amino acids. NCBI's taxonomy places the organism in Eukaryota, Metazoa, Arthropoda, Thecostraca, Balanomorpha, Balanidae. Gene Ontology annotation, biological process: regulation of exit from mitosis. The transcript has 4 exons.